AAGGCUAGGUGUAACACGAAUACAUAUUUCAUAAAAAUAUUCCUUUAUGCGAUGUCAAAGGAAUUCCACGUUGGCAAGCCAGUCACGUUUCGGCCGCCUAUAGCCGUCCUUCAUUUAUUUACUUGGUGCCAAAGAACGUGCGGUUUUGGCACGCCCUCUCCACUCUAUUAUUUCAUAACAGAUAUUCAUAAAUCGAAUGUUUUUGUGUAUAAGUUUUGAUCAUCAGCGCCGCUAGUCAAUCGUGUUUAAACUUGUUUGGAUACUUUUAUUUAUAACGCAAUCGCAGGAACUUUGUUUACCCUAUCUUGAUCCUAAUUGAAUAUUUAAUUGUAAAGCGAAGCGGUGGUGAAGCUCGGCGCAUCAUUUCCUGACACUAAUUGAUCCCAUUUCCCUCCCGCGCCGAGUAACGCCCUCCACCUCUGAGUCCAUCGCUCACGUGGAAUCCAAUAAGAACCGCUUAGCUGCCUCGCUAGGGAGCACGUCAACAUUUUUUAAACAUAUUCGAGACUUAACUUGCCCUCAAUCUUCCCAACUUUACGGAUGAUAAGGAAGUUUAAGGUUUACGUGCUCCGUAGAGGUAAUCCCCGUCCUUUUCCUUAACCUUACGACACUCAUGACACUGGCCUGGAUAUAAGUAACUUAUAUACAGAUCAGUACAACUUUUUGUCUUUUACAGAAAAGUGAUGUAAUUGUAUUUAAAAUCAUAUGUAUUUUUUGAUCGAAAUUACCGAUUUGAUUCCGUCGAAGUUUAAAGUUUACAUAAAGUGUUGAAACGAACAUAGUACUUAUAAUAAAAUGAUUAAGUGGAUCAAAUGAACAAUGACAAUGUGAAAAAUAAGUGAUAAUGACAUUUAACAGAACUCUAAAUGACGCGAACGUUUCAUAUGAAAAGUGUGAAAAACAAAUCGAUAUGGGAUGACUCAAAGUGUAAAAUGUUAUGUGCAACCCAUUUUCCGACCCGGAGAUGAUGCGCGAAUUUCACGACAAUGCUGGGGCAGGCGCAGGCGGCGCGAUGGAGGAAAACGAGGGCGACGAGAAUGGGGCUGCCGAGGUCGAUAUGGACGACUGCGGCUCCCUCGCGCUGCCGCCCGACCUGCCCCCCUACUCCGGCGACUACAUCAUCAGUGACUACAUGGAGCGCCUCGGCACCCGCCUUAAUAUCCUCGAAACAGAGCUCAAGUACGCCUGGCGAGCUCUCGACCUCCUCAGUCAGGAGUACGUCAGAAUGUGGGAACGUCUCGAGAGGCUGGAGGCCCUGCUCGCGGACCAACAGGGUGUUAUAUCAACGUUACUCGACUUCUACACGUGCCGUGGUGUUACUGCCAGAGAUCCUAUGACCCGGCUAGAAGUAAUUAGAGAAAUUUUAGGCAAUGGAACGGUAGAAGAUGGUAUCGAAGAAGGUUUAGAUAUAGGGCGUAGCUCUGUUUUAAUGGAUCCACAAGAGGAAAUAAUGGAGUCUAAUGAGGCUUUUUACAAAAGCUUAAACCAAGCUUAUCGAGACGAUCUGGUUUGCGAAGAGACUUCUCGCCCCCCUUCACAAUUAGAUAUGAUUUGGGAAGCGCCAGAAGAACACGAGAUGGAAAUUAUACCUGCUGGUUCAAGACAAGUGUACAGUGCAACAGAUUACAAAGAUUACUGUGGAUUACAGGGCGGGCCCGUUAUUAGCGAAAGAGAUUUGGUACAUUUAUCGACGUUAAGUACAAUAGAUCAAAUCGCCGUAGAAAAAUUACAUGAAUUAGAUAGGCUGACAACACAAUUACACAAAGAUUCGAGAGAGUUAAAAGACUUGAAAACUAGAAUUCUUAGCCCAGAAACAAUGUCAUCCAAACACAAUAUUGAUAUCGAAGCUAAAGCACUUGUUGAAGACGGCAAUAUAAUAAAUGAACAACUUAAAAAUGUUUAUUCUGGUGAAGAAAACUGGGGUAUCAACGAUGUUAUGAAAAGUUUUGACGAUUUUCUAUUGUCUAUGCCUAAAGAAUCUAUCAGUAGAGAAAAAUCUCCAUCUCGAUUGUCUCUUACCGAAAAAUCUGUAACGGAUCGAGCUAUUGAUUACUUACCUCCAACGGUAUCUCCUCGACGAAAUUAUGUUCCUGAAAGAACAACAACAGAACCGUAUACUACUGUGACGGGACGGUUAGCAUACAGUUCGGCAGUAGCAAAUGCGGAAAUAAAUGCAGCUAAGGCUUCCAAAUCCCCUAGCGCACUUUCUAGAGAAAGGUUUGAAUAUAGCCCAUCUUAUCAAAUGACAGACCCUUCAAUGUAUUAUACCAGUAAAGGAUUAUCUCAACCAAUUAACGAUAUUUAUAAAACAGCUGGUUUAGAUCAGCAAUCUCCUAUGUCAGUCCAUGAAAUUUAUAAAAGACCUUCUGACAGUAGAUAUGAAGUAAAUUAUGAAGAAAGUAGGUUACGGGAGCCCCCUAGUCCACCGCCACCAGCUCCUCCAAAUGGAGCUAAUUUAUUCGCCACUAUUGGAAACAACAAUGAAUCGAUGGCUGCUAGUCAGUCAAUGCUUUCGGCCGGUAAUUUACCAUCAGACAAUUUACGAUUAAGUCCUAGGUCUCCCAAAUCCCCAAAAACGUCCCCAAAACACGUGAAAAGAGAUACUACGAAUAUAGUCGCCGCUAAAUCUGACUCGGGUUUAUCAUCUAUGAGUGGAUGGUCCAGCCUGGAGAAAAGCCCAGGCUCGCCAAAAACAGGAAAGGUCGUGCAUUCUAGUCAUGACUCGCACAAAGUAAGAAACGCAUCGCCUCAAUUAGUUCAAAGAAUGGCCUAUGAAAUUGAUUCCAAACCCUAUUUAGAAACACUAACAGACUCAUAUGCCCAAGAAGGUAAAAAUGUAAAAAGUGAUUAUAACUUACGAAAAAUUGAUAAAAUUAACAAAGAACUCUCAUCAAGGGAUUUAAAUAAAUUUCAAGGGAAGUUAGAAAAUGAUUUUAUGAAAUCUAGUAUUCCGCAUUCAAUCGGGGCAUCAAGUUCACAAUUAAAUAUGAGUGAAUAUUUUUAUGGAAAUGAAGCUCCUUCAAUAUAUUCAGUUGCUGGUAAUAGACAACCAGUAUUUACAACGGUUUAUAGCACUCCAAGAGGCAUGCUUUCUGAGGACCGAAAUAAUUUUUCCGAAUUAUUAGAUAGAAAUGAAAUUGUAGAAUCCAAUGCACCAGUUGCAGACUCAUAUCCGCCUGAACCUAGUUAUCAUGCGCAAACGGUUGUUAUGUCAACUGCAAAUGUAAAUAAGAGAACAUUGACCAGAGCAAACACAAUGGGCCCUAAUGAUCCCCAAUUUCAUCAAAAUGGAUAUAAAGCGACAUCUCGUGGUGCGUAUCCACCUGGCAACCUUACUGAUGCAUUGUCAUAUUAUCCAACAUCCAGUAGGUAUGAUUCACCAAAACGUACAUCAUUAGAAGAUCAGCUUUCAUGGCAAGGUGGAAGUAGAUCACCAACUAGUUCAAUGGAUACGUCUAGUUUAAAGUCCCACUCCCUAAAUAUUUCUGAGAGAAAACAGUUUCAAAAUCAGCUACAGCAAGAAUAUUUUAAGCAGCAACAAUAUGACCAAAGAAACGGAAAUCUCAAUUGCUACGACGAACAAGAGUAUAAUCAUCAAAUGAUACCAGAACACUCAAAAACAAGAAAAGAACAAUACGUAGACUCAGGUGGUAUGUUAGUCUCUGAGUCAGGAUAUUUGUCUAUAUCAAGAAGUAAACCCCAAGAUAAAAUACCUAAAAAGCCAAAGAGAACAUCUUCCUUAAAAUCUGCUAUGUCCAGUGUGAGCCAUUGGCUGCCAGAUUUGCAUUUACCCAAAAAACAUAGAUCUCAUUCUUUACCUUCUGGUGUAGAUACUGUAGAACAACCUCAACAAGAAAAGAGUUUAAAAGAACGCAUAUUGUCUGCUCAAAGAAGAAAGAAAAAAUAUCAUUUAGUUGCUUCCAUGUCAGGCUUAUUACAAAAGGCUAGAAGAAAGCAUCAAGCAAGUCAUCAAUCGUUAUCAGACCCAGAAACGUCAGAAACUGAGUGGUCUGGAGGGAGAUCGAGUGCUCAAUCCGAGGAUAGUGACAGUGUGUUUUCUGAUUCUGCUCAUGAGCCCAAUAUGUUUGCUAAAGUACCUCCAAAACCAAAACAGAGAAAAAGUAACAACCAGGAUAUAGUGGAGCAACAACAAAUGAUCCAAGAGUUACACCAGCAAGGGCGAGAUUUUCCUGAAGACAUUUCAGAACAUGACAUGGAUGAAAUUGAUAAAAUUUCAGUAAAUAAUACGAUUCCACGAGAUAAGAGCGAUGAUAUUGACUUUCACUUCGCACGAAUUAGCCAGAUGAAUAAAGAUAAUAUAUCGGAAUUAGAAAAAUUAGAUAUAGAUACUGACAUUUCAAACGUAGACCUUUUCGAAGAUGACAUAAAAGAAGAGGAUGAUCAAUCACCUGGAUCUCUUUUUGCAACGAUCGGUGACGUAAAGAAGGCAGCUGCUGCCUCAGACGAGGGUCUAAAUGAUAGUAAUAAAUCCUAUAGUGGAAGUUCGCAAGAAUUUGCAGUAUCAAGGGCUUUAGGAAAAUAUAGAUUAAGAAAAUCUACAUCGAUAUCUGAUGAACAAAUGGAUGAUGAACUCUCUCCACCGAGAACCGAACCCGAACAAGAGGAAGAAAUGCCAAGUCAAAAAGAGAAAAAAAUACGCAAAACUAGCACUCCCGAAAUCAUUAACACUACAGCACCCGAAGAAACAUCUCAAUACCCAGAAAGAAGUCCAUCAAUUCAAAGCGCCCGUACCAUUCAUAGUAAAUUUCCGACGAGGCAUCAGCAAAGUUUAGAUAUCCCUAAUAAGCAUGAUGAUGAUGACAGUAAAAGUACUCAUUCGUGGAGAAGUGGCUCAAGAGUAUCAUCGAGACGACAAAGUACGGAAGAUAGCAUCGAUUCUGAGGAUGAAUGGUAUUGCUACGAAUUAAGGAAACUAGAAGAAAUGGAACAUCAAUCACAUAGUGAAAUGGAAAGACAAACAACACUGCCAGAAGAACCUGAAUAUGAAGAUGAAGAAGAUCCAGCCAAAGCCAAGGAAAUAUUAAAAGAAAAAAUGUCAUUUGUUUUAAGAGAAUUGAAACUUAAAACAGCUAACGUAAAAACUAAAUAUGACAAAACACCCGAAAAAGAAACAUGGAAAGAUAUCACAACAUUCCCUGCAACUUCUGAUUCAAAGGACUACGAAAGCCCUAUUAGAGACGACGAAGAUGAUAAAUCUUAUGCCGAUGAUUCUGGAUCGGGUGAAACUUCGGGUCCAGAUAGUCCUGUUCAAAGUGGGGAUGAACUGGACGAAGAUUACGAUAUGCCGCAGUUUCAUGAGGAGACCGCGACAGUUCAAGAACUACAACAACAGCAAGAUGCACCUGUCGGGAGUAAAUGGAAGUUGUUGAAGGCGCUGAAGGACCGAAAAGCUGAGGACAAGGCGUCUGACACUCCAGUGGCAACCACUCCGUCCACGGAGAAAGACAAAGUCAGUGCAGGUAAUGGUUCCGGAGGAUUCAACGAAGGAAAAGGAAAUGGCCACCCAGGAGAUAACCCCUUCUACAGUAACAUUGACAGUAUGCCUGACUUUCAACCACCUCGUAAAUACAUCCCGCUCGUCUCUGAACUUACUAUGGCUGCCACAAAAAGGAAUGCAGGUUUGACAUCAGCUGUUCACCGGGCCACGUUGAACGAUGAAGAGUUGAAAAUGCACGUAUACAAGAAAACAUUGCAAGCGCUCAUAUAUCCCAUCUCGUCAACGACGCCCCACAACUUUCUACUAUGGACCGCCACUUCCCCUACUUACUGCUACGAAUGCGAAGGCCUUCUGUGGGGUAUUGCGAGGCAGGGCGUCCGUUGUACAGAGUGCGGUGUCAAGUGUCACGAGAAAUGCAAGGAUUUGCUCAAUGCCGAUUGCCUGCAGAUGUGUUUCGCAGGGGCUGCCGAGAAAUCUUCGAAGCACGGGGCAGAGGACAAGGCUAACUCCAUCAUAACCGCCAUGAAAGAACGAAUGAAGCAACGCGAGAGAGAUAAGCCGGAGAUCUUCGAGCUAAUCAGGCGGACUUUUAACGUCGAUCCAGACACUCACAUAGACAGCCUCGAACAGGCAGAGCAGGUCACUAUAGAGGGAACGUCAAAAUGGUCAUGCAAGAUCGCCAUUACAGUUAUUUGUGCUCAAGGGUUAAUCGCCAAAGAUAAGAGUGGGACCUCGGACCCCUACGUCACUGUCCAAGUCAGCAAAGUCAAGAAGCGGACCAGAACUAUGCCUCAAGAAUUGAACCCCGUCUGGAACGAAAAAUUUUACUUCGAGUGUCAUAAUUCAUCGGACCGUAUCAAAGUACGCGUGUGGGAUGAGGACAACGACCUGAAAUCUAAGCUUCGACAGAAGUUGACGAGGGAGUCUGACGAUUUCCUGGGACAGACGAUCAUUGAAGUUCGAACCUUGUCCGGUGAGAUGGACGUGUGGUACAACUUAGAGAAGCGGACAGACAAGUCGGCGGUGUCCGGCGCAAUCCGGCUGCACAUCAACGUCGAGAUCAAGGGCGAAGAGAAGGUGGCGCCAUAUCAUGUCCAGUAUACGUGUCUCCACGAGAACCUGUUCCACUACCUCUGCGAAGAGACGGGCACGGUGACUUUGCCCACGGCGAGAGGGGACGAUGCGUGGAAGAUCUACUUCAAUGAGAACCCCGAGGAAAUCGUCGAUGAGUUUGCUAUGAGAUACGGAAUAGAAGCUAUCUACCAAGCUAUGACGCACUUUCACUGUUUGUCGACGAAAUACCUGUGUGCGGGUGUGCCGGCGGUAAUGUCCACGCUUCUGGCGAAUAUCAAUGCGUACUACGCUCACACCACCGCUUCCUCUGCCGUUUCUGCUUCGGACCGAUUUGCCGCAUCCAAUUUCGGGAAAGAGAAGUUUGUCAAGCUACUGGACCAGCUGCACAAUUCUCUUAGGAUAGAUCUGUCGAUGUAUCGCAACAACUUCCCCGCCUCCACGGCUGAGAAGCUCAUGGACCUCAAGUCUACCGUUGAUCUGCUCACUAGUAUUACGUUCUUUAGGAUGAAGGUCCAAGAGCUAAGCAGUCCGCCGAGAGCAAGCACUGUUGUCAAAGACUGCGUAAAAGCGUGCUUGAGAUCGACAUAUCAAUUCCUCUUCGAGAAUUGUAACGAUCUCUAUAAUAGAGAAUAUCAGCCACUUGUCAAUUCUAAGGUGGAUCCGAAUGAAGCGAAACGCGACGGAGACCACGGGCCGCAGUUGGACUCCGUGGACUUCUGGCAUAAGCUUAUAGCGCUGAUUGUGUCGGUCAUAGACGAGGACAGGAAUAGUUACGCGCCUGUGUUGAAUCAGUUCCCGCAGGAGUUAAAUAUUGGACAGCUAUCGGCAGCGACAAUGUGGUCGCUAUUCGCCGUGGACAUGAAAUACGCGCUUGAAGAACACGAACAGCAUCGGCUCUGCAAGUCUUCCGCUUAUAUGAAUCUGCACUUCAAGGUAAAAUGGCUGCACACGCAAUACGUGAAAGACGUGCCGCCGUACUGCGGCGCGGUGCCGGAGUACCCCGCCUGGUUCGAGCCCUUCGUGAUGCAGUGGCUUAACGAGAACGAUGACGUCUCGCUUGAGUAUCUCAAUGGAGCUUUCAACAGGGAUAAGAAGGAUGGGUUUCAAAAAUCAAGCGAGCACGCGCUCUUCAGUAACUCCGUGGUGGACGUGUUCACCCAACUCACGCAGUGCUUCGACGUGGUGUCCAAACUGGAGUGUCCCGAUCCGGAGAUAUGGAAGCGGUACAUGAAGAGGUUUGCGAAGACAAUCGCGAAAGUGUUGGAAGCUUACGCUGACAUUGUGAAGAAAGAGUUUCCUGAGCAUUUGAAAGAAGAGCGAGUGGCUUGUAUACUAAUGAACAACAUCCAGCAACUACGUGUGCAACUUGAGAAGAUGUUCGAAGCUAUGGGCGGCACCAAACUUGAGACUGAUGCGGCGGAUAUUCUGAAUGAUCUGCAACAGAGCUUGAACAGUACGCUUGACGAGCUCGCUUCCAUGUUCGCUAACAGCUUGGAGACCAGGAUAACAGCAAGUGUGAAGGAGCUGGGUGAUCUACUGCAAAAGGUUGGCGGCGGCAACGCGCCGGGACAACCACAGCCACCCGUACAUCAUGAGGCUGAUGAAGUGCUAAGGCCGCUCAUGGAUAUAUUGGAUGGUUCAUUGACUAUGUAUGCGGAGUCCUGUGAAAAGACUGUUCUUAAACGACUGCUCAAGGAAUUGUGGAAGAUAGUAAUGAAAAUCCUCGAGAAAACCGUAGUGCUUCCGCCUAUGACUGAUAAGACGAUGAUGUUGAAGAAUUUAACCAACAACGCGAAGAACCUCGCAGCGAACGCCAAGAUCGAAGAUAUGACGCAACUCUUUAAGAGCACUGUUGGCAAGCAAGACGUCAAGCACGCGCUGUCUGGAGUUAUGGAUAUAUCUAAAGAGCAUUUGUCAGCUGAGAAGAGUUUGUCUCCAAAGCAAUGCGCGGUGCUGGACGCCGCUCUGGACACCAUAAAGCAAUACUUCCACGCCGGCGGGAACGGGUUAAAGAAAACGUUCUUAGAAAAGAGCCCGGAGCUUCAGUCGCUGCGAUACGCUCUCAGUCUGUACACGCAAACGACGGAUACGCUGAUCAGGACGUUUGUCACAAGUCAGCAGAACCAAGAUGCAGCAGUGGCUGAAGAAGGAAGCGUCGGAGAAGUGUCGGUGCAGGUUGAUAUAUUCACGCAUCCAGGAACUGGGGAGCAGAAAAUCACCGUGAAAGUGGUCGCAGCAAACGAUCUGAAGUGGGUGAUCCAAAGCGGCAUGUUCCGUCCGUUCAUCGAAGUGAACCUCAUCGGGCCACAUCUCGCCGACAAGAAGCGGAAAUUCGCCACCAAAUCCAAGAGCAACAACUGGAGUCCGAAGUUCAACGAAACCUUCCAUUUCAUGAUAAGCGCCAACGAGCAACUAGCGCUGUUCGAGCUUCACAUCUGCGUACGCGACUACUGCUUCGCUCGCGAGGAUCGUUUAGUCGGCGUUGCCGUCAUGCGGCUUGCCGACAACAUCGACCAGAACUCAUGUGCUGCUUGGCUCCCACUCGGCACGCGUGUUAAAAUGGACGAGACGGGCUGGACGAUCCUCAGGAUCCUCUCGCAGCGGCACAGCGACGAGGUCGCCAAGGAGUUCGUCAAGCUCAAGUCGGAGAUGCGGUCGGAGGCUCCGGCCGGCGCCGGGCCCCCGGGCCAGGGGCCCUCGUGAAACCCGUAAGGGCCACUCGCGAGCCACAGUUCUUCUAGCGACGUCCGAACGGACGCCACCGAGAAUCGCCGAUCUCACCGAUCGCAGUAAUACUCGCUCCACGGUCCUCGUGUCUAAACACUCCGAUGUGUUGCUACCGCUCGAGUUGUGAGACCUGGGGUCACGGAGAUUCCGCCGGAGAAGCAGACAUGACGCUAGGCGCUGCGGCGGUUUCCGGUCAGUGCUCCUUUUGUUUAGUGCGGCCUCGUGGCGUAUUUUGUAAAUAUUAUAACAGUAUUAAGUUACGCGACAAGUAGAAAUAUUUUGCACAAAUUCCUAAAAGUUAGCGAAAAAGACUGACCGUAGGCGGCCGCGGUCGCCGCGACGUCCACGCGCUCUAGGUAUUCAGCAAAUAAAUCUACACUUUGCACUUUCUUAGGCACACACUACUUAUUUUAUCGUGUCGUGAUAUUACUUUAAAUAUUCCAUACGAACGGAUUUGAUAGGUUAAAGUUACUUACUUAAUAUAAUUGACUUUAAUUUUAAUUUUUUGCACAUUUUGCUGGGUGACUAAAGGGGUGGACGAUUCACAAUUUAUGUAAUAAUACUUAUAUGGACCAAACUGUCACAAAUACGGAUACAUUUAUCCUAAUCCAUUAACGUUAAAUCAACAUUAUUUAUCUAAUUAAUCAUCUACUCGUUAUACGUGUACAGUAAAAUAAUAUAUGGCCUUAUGUAAAUUAUUUCCUCGUUUGUUUGAGAAUACUUUGCUUGUGUCAAGUUAAAAGGUACUAAGUGUUAACGAUGUACUGGAUGUCGAGAAACGGUGAAAUAUGCGUAUUUCCUGUAUAAUAAUAUCAUGAUAAUCUGUAUGGUGUGUAGAAUCGCGGGAGCGUCGCGAAGCAUGAUUGUAUAGGAGAUGAGUGUUUCAAAAAUGGUAUGAAUAUGAUUAAGGUUUAUUAUUUCUACCAAAGUAUUGUAAUGUUUUAUAAAUAUUCUGUUCGCGUCCCGUUAUGAGUGAUCUUUGUUGUCUUUCGUGGUCCAUGUCGUUGCAUAUACUGAUAUAUGUAAAUACCAACUUAAAUAUAACAUACUAUCACAUAUUUGCUCUUACUUUUAAUAUGCUUGGCGUGUCUAAUGUGUAAUUUGAAAUCUCCUAUAACAUUAUGUAUAAAUUAUUAAAAAUUGUGAUAUUGUUAUAAAAUGAUACAUCUCAUGGAUAUUUUAUGUAAACCUGUUUUAGCUGAUAAAUCCAAUAUUGAAAUGUUGGUUGUUAAUGUUAUAUUUCUUUUAUAUACAUACCUCAUUUAUUGAUAGGGCACUGAUAAGGAUAACAUUAUUUUCUACAACUUUUUCUAAUUAUGAGUCAGGUACUCAUUUUUGACAAAUAUCAACAUUCCAUUUUAAAUUUACUCACAAGUCACUAGCAUUUAAAACGAUCAGUGCUCAAAAAAUAAUUUGUUAAGGCUAUAAUUAUUAUGGCAAAUAUCACUAACGAAUCGUUGAUUUAACAAGAUAAUAUUAUAAUUAUGACAAUUAAAUAUUUAUCACAGUCCAAUCGAUACACAGCGUUUGAACAUCACGUAAAUAAUAAUUAGUGUGUGUAUAUUUUCAAUACCACUAAGACUUCUAUUUCAUAAACUUAAAUUAAAUUAAUUUCUUAUAUGAUGAUAUUUAAUACAAAUACCAAAUUCAUACAUUUACGAUUAUGACAAAAAUGUUGUCUUUUUAAUCCUUUUCUAAGUAUCUAAAUUAUCUUUUGAAAAGUACUAAAUUCAUGGUCAGCAUGUAACAUUACACUUACUUUACGACAUAUUUAUUAAUACUCUGCCUACUCGUACUUACAUUGAACUUGAACUUGUUGCUCUUCUAUCAGUUGUAUCUCUUAUGGAACUAAUUAUUUUGUUUAGAAAAAAUAUUAAAUAACAAUUAUAGACCAACCGCUAAACUGAGUCCUCGCCUGCGCGGUACGGGGGCGACGGGGUAAGACGACUAAGGGGACUGAGGAAGGUGCGGGCGGGGUACGCCUGCCGCCCGCACCUUCCGCGCAGGCGGGGACUCGUUUAAGCGGUCGGUCUAUAAUGUUUCCUAGUUGUACGUACUUUACGGGCUUCCUUUCUACACAGAUUUGCUAUAGAACUGUAGAAUUUGACGUUAGAUACCGUUCAAUUCACAAAACAUGUUUAAAAACUCUCCAAGUCACAAAAGGUAACUUUAUGUAGUUUAAAGAAAAAAAAAAUAACUACUUAGUCAAAUCAUAACGUAUAAAUAAUAUUGUCCAAGACGUUUUAGUAAUCGAUGUAAAAUUUGUUUGGACAACAUUAUUUAUCACCUUUUAAACUUAAAUAGUUGUUUCUACCUUCCUCUCCUGCAAAAUUACGAAGGCAGUAACUUACCUAUACUAAAUUAAUAAGUGUUAAAAAAAUAAUAUAAAAUUCAAAAUCAGACUGAGCAUAAUCGAGUUUCAUAUAAACAUGUUUUGGAUUUUGGAUUUCAAUGUUUUGUAUACGACAUGUUAUCGGGUGUGUCUUAGUGUACCUAACAGUGUUACUCAAUGUUAGUUGUAUAUGUUAUAAUAAAUGUGAAUGUGUGUGUAGGAGAGAUGUAACCGGAGUUUGUAAUGCCGAAUGUUUAAAAAAGUCGAAGUUUGUAGUCUUGGUUUUGAACAAAUGAUUAAAUUAUUUCAAUUUUGCGAGAAAAAGAUACAUAGUGCACAUUGGUGUACGUUAGUGCAAUGGAUUUGAUGUUGGCAAGGAGAGUUGUUUAAUGUCCGCAAUAGAUGAAAGUAUAUGACUGUGGUCCGUUUAUUAAAGUUAUUGUGAUGUUACGAUUACUUGUAAGAAUAUGAAGUCUAGGUGGCUUUGAAAAUGUAUACGAUGUGUAGAGAGGCACAUCACUACCACCAUGGAACUUAGAUUUUCUAAAUAUUAGGAUUUAUCAUGGAUUACAUAUCUAUAGAUAGAAAAUGUGGUUUGUCUAGUCCAAAUCUCAAUAAAUAAUAAUAUAUAUUUACUCGUCUUAAAAAUAUAAUAAUAAACUUUUGUUAAUGAAUUUGUAUUUCCGAGUCGACUGAGUCUGUGUUUCUAUUUGUAUAGCGCUAUAGCGAAAUAUUGUCAAAUUGAAAAUUAAUCGUUCUGUUUAGAGUUCAAGCAAUCUAUUCAAGGUAAUAAUGUUCUUAAAUACAUAAGUCAGUGUCAAAAUUAAAAGUUUAAAAUAAAUAGUUAAAUUUCUUGUCCGUCGCAAACGUUGUUAAAUACCGAAUAGUAAAGGUAGAUACAUUUAAAAUUUCUAAACAUUUCAAACUGUCACGUUAAUGCGUUGAAUAGAGUGUUGCAGUUUUUCAAAAAUCAUGACGAAAAGGAUCGCUUGCCAUUUAACGCCAGGUUCAUUUUGUCUCGUUUCCGAACAUUCCCAUUGUCAAGUCAUUCAUUUGUAAAUAAUCGACUCUUCUCUCGUCCUCUCGGGGGCAACAUUACAAUACAGAGCGUGUGAUAAUACAUCAUUUACAAAGUAACAGUAUUAAUGUAUCGUUUACCGUGUACCAACAAUCAUUCUAUAUUUAGUUUCAUCGCAACAACGGCUUUCGGAUUCGCGGUUCGAGCUAGAAAUAAAAGAAAAGCGCACAGUCUCCAUUAACCUCAUCAAAUUAAAAUUGUAAUUGACACAUAACCUUUACCAUUUGACAAUACUUGGUAAAUAUUAUUUUUAAGUGUAAAAUGUGAUCGUCACAUGCAUUGGCAUCAUUGUAAGUCUGUUACGCUCCAAUUUUAGUAUUAAAAUCACUAAACAUUGCAUAUAUCUUUGUAUAAAUGCAUAUAUGUAAAUGUUACAUGUUUAAAACACAUUAUUGAAUUUAGAAUUUUUAUGAAAAAAUAAAUAAAUAUCCGUAUUUCAAAUAUAUCUUGUUUCGUUUCA
Cydia fagiglandana is the source of this 13129-nucleotide messenger RNA. RefSeq names its product protein unc-13 homolog B (gene unc-13). The coding region runs from base 938 to 9235 and encodes 2765 amino acids. Gene Ontology annotation, biological process: synaptic vesicle priming; dense core granule priming; synaptic transmission, glutamatergic. Gene Ontology annotation, cellular component: presynaptic membrane; terminal bouton; plasma membrane. Gene Ontology annotation, molecular function: diacylglycerol binding; syntaxin-1 binding; calcium ion binding. NCBI's taxonomy places the organism in Eukaryota, Metazoa, Arthropoda, Insecta, Lepidoptera, Tortricidae. The transcript is spliced from 27 exons. The record is from RefSeq and is a predicted model, not a curated record.